Hyla sarda is the source of this 3537-nucleotide messenger RNA. RefSeq lists its product as uncharacterized. Gene Ontology annotation, molecular function: zinc ion binding; MHC protein binding; ubiquitin protein ligase activity. Gene Ontology annotation, biological process: immune response; protein polyubiquitination; antigen processing and presentation of peptide antigen via MHC class II. NCBI's taxonomy places the organism in Eukaryota, Metazoa, Chordata, Amphibia, Anura, Hylidae. The transcript has 11 exons. The record is from RefSeq and is a predicted model, not a curated record. The coding region runs from base 749 to 2668 and encodes 639 amino acids. Gene Ontology annotation, cellular component: lysosome; early endosome membrane; late endosome membrane.
UUCAGCAGCGUCCGCCUGUCUGUGCCUACCAGCGCUCUAAAGUUUUCUGUGACACUGAAGGUCAGCUGGGCGCAGCACAACAAAUAGGAGAGAGGGGGUGUGACGCACUUCAGCGAAUCAGCAACCGGCUUUACGUCACUUCACUGACAUGGUAGAUCUCACAGUGUUCUAUGAUCUGGCUAAAAACUUUAGAACACCGGCCUAAACCCCGCCCGUGUGCACAGCAGGAAUAGGACAAGCCCAGAGACUUGCACACAUUAGCGAAUGUCGCUGACGUGCACAGCAGCGCCGCUGACUGGUCAGAACUGACACUUCUCCUGUGCUCUGAUUGGCCACUCCUGUGACAUCACAGAGAACUCAUUGGCUGCCGCCGCUUGUCAACAAGCUCACCUGGACUGUGCGGGCAGCAGCUGAUCGGGAGGGAUCUUGUGUGUGGACGGGGAAUAUGCGCCCUGUGGCGGUGUCUGUGUGACUCGGUGCCAGCCUGCUCGCUCCUGGACGGGCUGACCUCAGCGCUGGAAACCCUUUUAUCAGGGCGAGGAGGAAAAAACUAGAGUGUAAAAGCGAAAAUUGGCGUGGACAAGUGGAUCGUCAUGAGGGACAAGAAGAUUUUGCUCCAUUUUAGUCCUGUGAACAAGUAGUUUUUUAAUACAUUUCCACACCUCUGCAGUAUAAAUCCAGUAUUACAGUCCAAAAUGGCGGGCAAUGGAGAUAUUUCAUAUGAAAAAGAGUGAAGAGAGCGGCUGUGAUGAAAAUGCAUCAGAUGUCUUCAAUACCAUCCAGAGAUGUUCACUCCACAUGCUUCCAAAAAAAAGCCAAAGAAAGAGAAGAACAGGCGAAUGUAGGGCAGACGGCAGAUGUGCACAGACCUCAUCCUUUUAGUCUGGAUUACUGGAGUCAUGCGAGAGGAAGAAGCUUUAAUAAGGAUACUCUGAUGCAUUCAUGUUGGAAAAUGAAGCUUCAGAAUGAAAAGUCUUUGGGCCGUUCAGUCAGCCGUUCCAGUAACAUUUCCAAGGCAGGAAGUCCGACUUCAGUUACUGCACCAAAUAGCUUUCCACGGACAUCAGUGACACCAUCCAGCCAAGAUAUCUGCAGUUCCAGUGCUGUAUUUUCUGAAUGUUGUCAUCAAAGUCCAUUGCAGUCUGCUGUUGUGUUGAAAAAUCCCAAAUGCCAGAGUUCUAGGACAUCAGGGGCCACCGUAACCAUUAUUUGUCAAGAUGGCUUUUCUAUGGAACAUGCAGAUACAAAAACCUAUAGCAACAUUGUGAAGCCCCCUAAAGCUAAGUCUUCUCUCCCAUUCUCGAAGUCACUGAAUGAUGUGGACCAAAAGACUGCAGCGUCAUCUGGGACCUGUGAGUUUGUGGAAAGAACUAGCUCAGAAGGAAAACUACAUACAGCCGAAGAACAUUUUUUUGCAAACAAUAAAUUCCAAUUUCAAAAAAAUGGAGCUGAAUUUACUAAUACCAUUUCAAUGAAAAACUGUAAUGGGGUACAUGGUCCAUCUCUCUCACCCAAGCCACUCAAAAUUCCAUAUCUGGACACUAGUCUUGGAUCUGUAUGUAUACCUAUUAUCGAUGAUAAGGCAGACAGUGAUUCUUCAAAAAGCAAAACCUUGCUCCACUAUAUAUUUUCUUUUUCACCAAGCUCAAGUGUCCAUAGCCUGAACAGGUUCCAAGAGCUUGAUGGCUACUCUAGAAGUCUUCAUGCGGGCACAUCUUCUAGUAUGCUUUUGGGAAGCACUGAUUUUUGCUCUGACGACAUGGGCGACGAUGAUGUAUUUGAGGACAAUGCCACUGUCAAAGAAGAUCUAAAGGAUUUAAGGGCUCCUCUAUGUUCAGUGGAGGAUAGUGACCUUGAAUGUCCUUCCCCUUCCAAAAAAAAUCCCCCCGCUUCCCCUGUGUCUGCAUCUGGGGAUGCUUGCAGGAUAUGUCACUGUGAAGGUGAUGAUGAAAGUCCGCUGAUAACACCCUGUCACUGUACAGGAAGCCUUCAUUUUGUGCACCAGGCUUGCCUCCAGCAAUGGAUCAAGAGCUCCGAUACUCGGUGUUGUGAACUUUGCAAGUUUGAGUUCAUUAUGGAAACCAAAUUAAAGCCUUUAAGAAAAUGGGAAAAGUUGCAGAUGACCUCGAGUGAACGGAGGAAGAUCAUGUGCUCAGUUACAUUUCACAUCAUCGCUAUCACCUGUGUUGUUUGGUCUUUAUAUGUUCUUAUUGACAGGACUGCAGAGGAAAUCAAAUUGGGCCAAACCACAGGGAUAAAAUUGGCGCUCGCAAGAUCCAAUAAGACCAUAGUGGAGUAUAAGACAACAAGUUUAUUAAAACGUAUAUCACGUUUCCAAGCUGUUCCGGCCCCUUCAUCAGGUAUCCUGGAAUGGCCAUUUUGGACUAAAUUAGUCGUGGUAGCAAUUGGCUUCACUGGAGGACUUUUGUUUAUGUAUGUGCAAUGUAAAGUCUAUGUCCAGCUAUGGAAGAGACUAAAAGCUUACAACAGAGUCAUCUACGUGCAGAACUGUCCCGAAACCUGUAAAAAAAAGACAUUUGAGAAAACAACUGUAAUAAUUGAGCCAAAUCUGGAGAGUAAAGAAGCUCUUGGCAUUCAUCACUCAGACACAAAUUCCUCUUACUACACGGAACCAGAAGACUGCGGAGCAGCAAUUCUCCAAGUGUAAAGACUGGAUUCCUAUCGGACUCUAUUUCAGGAGAUGACUAUUUACCGACUGCGGGCAGCAGUAGAUGUAAUGUCCUGAAAUAUUCCCAUUUUUCAGUUUUGUUCAUAGCAACUAUAAGCGUCUUUAUAAACAUAAAGGUAGAGCCCCUAAAUUAUUUCUGGUUGAUACCUCUCGUAAAAGAACAAAAGAACUGACGUAUUCAGGAGCUCAAGCAACUAAAGAAAUAUCCUAGACCUCUUAGAAGAUGAUGAUUUUUAAAUGAAGUACAGACUACUAAUGGCUUCUUUAUCUCUUAUGGUAAAGUGAGUGAAUGAGGUUCACAGUCCAGAGCGUAAUUCUCUGUGCGAGGAACGCAGAAGGAAAGAUCAGACAUUCUUAGCACAUCCACUGCUCUUACUGCCAAUUACAUCUUUUUUUGGCUCUCGCUUUUUAGAAUCCUGCUUUACUGAAGAGUCACAAGAGCAUCUGGCACUUUUUUGUGUAAAAAAUGGUUUUGUAAUAUCUUUAUUGACUUCAAAAACAAUUUCAUUACAAAACAGAGAAUGUGCUCUGUCAUUUCUAGUAUAAUUAAUGUGUAACCUCUUGCCUUACAUAUUGUAUAUACAAAUAAAAGUUAUCUUUCACAAAUUUAUCAUUUUACACAUAACAAAUUUUGCCUUGUUAUAUCAGGAAAAUGCAUCUGUAAGUAGUUGGGAAUUAACAUUUUUUCUACCACAUGUAUUGAAGACCUUUUUUUUUUUUACCAAUGAAAAUGCACAAAAUUGGUAGAACUUUGAAUUUCUCGUGUAAUAUUGAAUAAAAAUAUAGAAAUUUUAUUAUGUUAAGUUAUUUUUGUUCUUUCAGUGUUUUUUUUUUCUUUUCAGUAAAGG